GAGUUUAGCUGCGAGCGCGGGCGGCGUACGACGUUACGGAGGCAUUCUAUGAGAUGUUUAUCAAUAAUUAUUACGAGACGGAUUUUAUGAAAUUGUGUUCGUCCGAUAAUGUGUCCGAGUGUCGAGAACUUUUAGUUUGUGGAAACAACGGACUAUUGCAUAGUGGUUCUGAUUUUUAUUAUUGCAGGUGGUUUUCACUGAGUGCACCUUCGCCUGAACCCACGGAACCACACCCGCGGUGAUACCAGAACCGCCGGACCGCCUCCAACUGCCUGCCUCCUCUAACCGUCAACCGCCUGAGCCCAGUCCCUAGUCUACUUCGUCCCUUGUGAUCCUAAUUUUAAUUCCAACCCCGUGAUAUUAUGUAUAAUUUGAACGUAGACCUGGCACAAUCGGCCGCCAACGCGGUCAACGCGCUGCUGGUGGAGGGGGCGGCCACCACCCCGCGCACCCCUGAGAUCCUCAACUCGUUGAUCGCCAUGACCAACCCCAUGGACGGGUACGGGUUCCAGGGGGGCAAGCGGAAGGCCGACGGCGCUGCGCUCAACAUGAGCAGCGAUUCCAACAGUUCGAGUAGCAGCCACUUGGGCUCGCCGACCACCACCCCGCCCAGCGUACAGCACACGUGCUCCCAGCUCAUCAAGGCCGGGCUCAAACUGACGAUCGAACAGAAACGAAAACAGCACAGCGACUGCGAGGACCUCCUGGACCUCGACAAGGUCAGCAAGAAGAUCAAGAAGAACGAGUGCAGCGAGGACGAGGAGGACGACAGGAUCAAGCAGGAACAUGGCAUUUAUCCCAUGUUCCAGUUGACCCCCGAAGACGAAGAACGACGCAGGCGCAGACGAGAACGAAACAAAAUAGCAGCGACGAAAUGCCGGCUGAAAAAGCGCGAACGAACGGCCAACCUGAUCCAAGAGUCGGAAGUGCUCGAGUCCCAAAACGUCGACCUGAAAGGCCAGCUCCAAGAGCUGCAGAGCCAAAAGCAGACCCUCAUGGAGCUGCUGUCCAUGCACAGGCCGCACUGCCAGCACAACAUAGGCCCCGCGACACGUGACCACCUGGGCAGGCUGCCUCCCGUGUCCGUCAUCGAGAGUCAUCCCUACUCGCGGCCGGCCUCCGUGAACCCCUACCGUAGUGGUCACAUGGACACUGUGGCCCGCCCGGCCAGUGUGGGGGCAGCCAACCACCUGCCCUGCAAUAGGCCAGCCUUCAGCAAGCUGCCUAGUAUUAUUGUGGAAGAAGUGAACGAGAACUUUGAGGUCAGCCAGUUCACGAACCUGGACGCUUCCUAUUCCUACGGCUCGCCCUGCCAUAACUAUUCGGGAAGUCAGGGUUAUGGCAGCGCGGGAAUGGAUAACGGCUGUAUGGCGUGAUGUGCCUUCAAACAUUUUCUUGUAUUCGCAACGGUUGCGGAACUAAGCGCAGUUCCUUUUUAUAUUUUUAUUAUUUGAUUCAUAUUUAUUUUAUUCCAAGUAUGUUCAUCACAUUGCAGAAGGCAUAAUAAUUGAUUCAGGAAAUGAAACAUACGGGGUUGAUUGAUGAUGAAGAAAAUAAUAUUCCAUUUCGCCCUGUAGUUUAGAACCUAAAUAUUGUUUGAUCUUUUCUCGGAUUUUUUAUGGGAGAGAUCCCAACUAUUUUGGCAAAAUCAAUCAAUUCCCAAAAAUUAUUAAUUGUGUCUUCAUUUGGAUAUCAUUGAAUCUACAAUCAGUAUUUUUUUCUUUCAAAUAACUGCAUAUUUAUUAUGCCUAUAUUUCAACCACACUUUUGCUUAUUGGAACAUUAUGUAUAUAAGUACGUAGGUACUACAUAGUUUUUAGUUAUUGUUAGACUCAUUUCAAUAGCUAUGGUGGAAAAACUUCUAUCAGAAGAUAGUAUUAAUAGACUUAGCACCAAGUGUAAAACUGAUUGACAGUCCGUUAAAAUUGGUUGAUAAGUACCUAGGGUUUUUUUUUGAAGCACACGAAAGGAAAUUCCUAUAAUGUAUAUGUAACUAUAGCAUGUACAAAAAAAUUGGAACUUGCAUUCUCGAUCUCUUUUCUUAGGCCAAAUCCACUGGCAGACACAAAAAAAGUGUUCGUGCAAUUCUACGCGAAGAAAGUACUUCUCUACACAUCACGUCACUUCCGAAUUUGAUAUUUCUCAUCUACAACAAUAGCAAGGCUAUUCAGUGUAGGAAGGUUUGAAAGCAAUAAUAUAUUCAUUUGUAAUUAUCUAAUUCAAAAAUUUUGACGUUCACACGCAAAAUAGUUUGUAUACCAUGGCCGCUAAGCUUUUUGGCGACCUCAAGAGCAUCUUGCCUCGGCCGGAAUCGGCCUCGGCGAAAACCUUUCUUUCAGCACGCCUAAAAGGUAUUUCGCGGCCUACGUAUACAAAUAGUUAUUUCGAAUUAGGUUCGGUUUCUCCGACAUUUGAAUUUCAUGUCAGCCAGUUGAGUAUGCCCCCUCUCCCUUCCCAAUUGCAAAAAUGCAGCUGUAGGCCAUAACUCAAAAUUGCAUCUUUUUUAUUUUUGAAUGUUCUCAACGCCACUGCAUUUUACCUGUGCCUCAAGAAAGUAAGCGUUAUUUUCUCGACAAAUAAACCACGUUAUUCAUGUGUUGAAAAGUCAAAAAUCGUAAGAGAAAUAGGGUCGGUUAAAUCAUGGCAGAGUUGAGCAAUUUUAUAUCUAACAAAAUACCGUUUUGAAAAUUGUGAAAUUCCGAAUACUAUCGGAGAUAUCCG
Molecule: messenger RNA, 2721 nt
Organism: Phaedon cochleariae (mustard beetle)
Lineage: Eukaryota; Metazoa; Arthropoda; Insecta; Coleoptera; Chrysomelidae
Source: the annotation of a GenBank genome assembly